AUGAUUCCAGUUCUCUUUCUCUAGAUCAGUAAAAGAAGAAGUUAUAGUUCAAACCAAGUGUUCUCAAAGUAUUAAUAUUUAUAGUUACGUAUACAUAUAUAAUAAAUUAUAAUAGAGUAGACAACAAAAAUUAAUUCAAUUUGUCCCAGUACCUAAAAGAAAGGAUAUCUAAAGAAAGUCUUAAGUCAUAAUAAGUUCUACUAUUCGGAAAAGUGUUUACUAAGUAAGAAGUAGUAUCAGAGUUGAAGGAAUAGAGGAUAACCCUUCUUAAUCUAUGGCCAUUAAAUCAAAUCAUUACAUUACAUUAAGGCUAUAAUAAAGGAAUAGAAAUUGUAAAGUUAGAAAUCAAUAAGAUUGAAUCACCAAACAGCACUAUUUUGUAAUUUCAAUUUCCUAAAUAUUAAUCUUAAACUGAAAACCAUAAAAGUCAAAGAGAUUCCUUCAAAGAAUUGAUUGGAAAUUAGAAAUCUUAAUUAGAAAAAUAGAUAUUAUGA
This is a messenger RNA of Paramecium primaurelia, 494 nucleotides long. The record is from the annotation of a GenBank genome assembly. Lineage: Eukaryota; Ciliophora; Oligohymenophorea; Peniculida; Parameciidae.